AUGACUGAAGCUGAUAGUGAUAUAGUUUACACUGGAAUCUUCAUUGAUAAUGAAUUUGUACCAGCAACAGGAAACGCGACUAUUGACCUUGAGAACCCAGCAACAGGCGAGCAUCUAGCGACUGUGUCUUGCGCCCAGGAACAAGACAUUGACAUCGCAGUAAAAUCUUCUCAAGUGGCAUACAACGACUGGAAAUCUACCUCGCCUGGCAUCAGAAGACAACUUCUAAACAAAUUGGCAGAUUUGUUGGAACGUGACGCUGCUGAUGUCUCGGCAUUGGAAUCUCUGGACGCUGGUAUCCUGUACAACGACUCCACAGCACUCAACGUCCCUCAAGCUCUAGAGAACCUCAGAUACUUCGCUGGGUGGGCUGAUAAGGUCGAUGGGUUGACUCUCGCGAUUCCCGAGGGCAUGGCGUACACAAGACGGGAGCCGUAUGGUGUCUGUGUAGCUAUUAUUCCUUGGAAUUCCCCAGUCAUGAUCACAAUAUGGAAACUAGCACCCUGUAUUGCAGCAGGCAACACACUGGUCAUCAAGACGCCAGAGCUGUGUCCGCUUUACGGCCAAAAGCUUGCGGAGCUUAUCCGCGAAGCAGGUUUCCCACCAGGCGUCAUCAACAUUGUUUGUGGACUCGGCUCGAUUGCUGGUCAAAGACUUGCUGAGCACUCAGCUGUGAGGAAAAUAUCUUUCACCGGCAGUACAGGCGUCGGCAGACAAAUUCUUGCCGCGUCAGCACGCACGAACCUAAAGAAAGUCACACUAGAACUCGGCGGGAAAGGGCCUUCCAUUGUAUUUGACGAUGCAGAUAUUGAAAAUGCAUUAUUCUGGACAAUGAUAGGCAUCACAGCCAACAACGGACAGAUUUGUGUUGCUGGUAGUCGGAUUUACGUGCAAAGCACUAUUUACGAACGAUUUGUACAGGAAUUCAGCCGACGCAGCCGUGAGGCUGUACACGGUGAUCCGCUGCUAGGUACAACCAACAAAGGACCCGUCAUUAGCGCUGGCCAACGGGAUAAAAUACUAAGCUUUGUCGACAAAGGCAAGGAAGGAGGCGCCAGGCUUCUCCACGGUGGCGAGAAAUUGCCUGGAAAGGGGCACUUUGUCGCUAAUACUGCGUUUGCAGAUGUCGCCCAAGACUCCUCCAUCAUGCAAGAAGAGGUUUUUGGUCCAUUUGCGAGUAUUGCAUCGUUCAAAACGGAAGAGGAGGUGAUUGAGAAAGCCAACGAUACGUCGUAUGGCUUGAGCGCGGCUGUCUUUACAAGUAACUUGGACAAGGCGUUCAGAGUGACCGAGGCUAUCGAGGCUGGUCAAGUGACUGUCAAUAUUUGGGGCACUGUUAAUGCAAAUACUCCAUUUGGAGGGGUGAAAGAGAGCGGCUUCGGGCGUGAGAUGGGAAAAGAGGCUUUGGACGAAUGGACUAUCCCCAAGGUGGUCAAAUGGCACAUUGUGAGGAAGUAA
Exophiala aquamarina CBS 119918 is the source of this 1458-nucleotide messenger RNA. RefSeq names its product aldehyde dehydrogenase (NAD+). The transcript is spliced from 2 exons. The coding region runs from base 1 to 1458 and encodes 485 amino acids. The record is from RefSeq and is a predicted model, not a curated record. Gene Ontology annotation, molecular function: aldehyde dehydrogenase (NAD+) activity. Lineage: Eukaryota; Fungi; Ascomycota; Eurotiomycetes; Chaetothyriales; Herpotrichiellaceae.